Molecule: messenger RNA, 1309 nt
Organism: Microplitis mediator
Lineage: Eukaryota; Metazoa; Arthropoda; Insecta; Hymenoptera; Braconidae
Gene: wbl
Product: endoplasmic reticulum resident protein 29
Exons: 3
Coding region: 527-1273 (248 amino acids)
Biological process (GO): protein secretion
Cellular component (GO): endoplasmic reticulum; endoplasmic reticulum lumen
Source: RefSeq, a predicted model, not a curated record
GACUGUUAAUAUAACUGUAUACGUAUAAUCUAACACCAGUAACCAGCAACCAUCAACAAGCAUACAUUCACAUGCUGGUUCGUGGCUGAUGCUGAUUCGACGACUUACCGCGUUCCCAGUUCCCAGUAGAGUAGACGGUACCAAGUCCGGCUAACCAUCCACAUCCAUUCUUUACAUAUAAUACGAUAUGUGUUAGCAUUAUUACCACCGUCAGCAAACAUGUUAUUGUGAUAGCACACUUUUUUCAGUAUCAUACACUACUGCGUUACACUCAGCACGUUCGGUGAUAAACUUUACCUUUAAAGUCAUUUCACAAAUAUUUUUGGACUUGUAGUUUUAUUGAAACGUCGAACCGGCUUACAUUCAUCAUCAUCAUCAUCAUCAUUGGGAGUCUAGUUCUGAUAAAAAACAAAACAAAAAAUUAGUAUAUCAAUAAAAUAUUUAAAUAGGACAAUAAAAAUUUUUUAAAAGCAUUAUUGCUUUUUUUUUUUUACUAAGAUUUAGAUAAAAAAUAUAUUAGUGUAAUAUGAAGUCGUGUUUGCUGAUAUUUAUCACUGCCACGGUGGCAAUCGUAUCAGCUAAUGCUGAAGAUUGCAAAGGAUGUGUUCCACUGGAUACUAUAACGUUUGAUAAAGUAAUUAGCAAAUUCAAAGCUGCGGUGGUAAAGUUUGAUGUGGCAUUCCCAUUUGGAAAUAUGCAUGAAGAAUUUGGAUCUGUUGCUGAGACGACCAAAGAUGUUGAGGAUCUUCUUGUUGCUAUUGUUGGGGUCAAGGAUUUUGGAGAUAAGGACAACGCAGACUUGGCUAAGCGAUUUGACGUUGAUAAAAAGGACUUUCCGGUGGUACUUUUAUUUGUACAGGGACAGACAAAACCCAUAAAACUGUUGAGUAAAGAGAAUGAACAAGAUUUCACGAGUACUAAUAUCAAAAGAUUGGUCAGAGCUAAAACUGGAAUUUAUUUGGGACUGCCUGGUUGCGUUGAAGAACUAGACAGACUCGCUGAAGAAUUCAAAACAGCUGAUGAGAAGGAGAGACAAGAAAUACUAAGCAAGGCUCGAGACUUGGAGACGACUCUUCCACACCAACAUCGACUUCCGGCAAAGGUUUAUGUGAAGAUGAUGGAGAAAAUACUGGAAAAGGGCGACGAGUUCGUUCAAUCAGAGCACACGAGAAUAGAUGGUUUGCUUAAAGGAAAAUUGUCCAAUGACAAGAAACGCACAAUGGAAGAGAAGAAAAAUAUUUUACAGUCUUUCGCUCACAAAGACGAAUUAUAAAUUUAUUUAUUUUUAUUUUUUAAUUACGGUUGGCUA